AUGGGUGUGUAUAAAUAAAGUGAGAUGCCUGGGAACACUGUCACCCUGGAUGGGUGUCAUGAGUUCCUGUUGUUAAGGCUGCCUGUAGGAGGCAACCUUUGGGGGUUUUCCUGUAUUUGAAAGGUUUCAACAUUCAUCACUUCAGGGAGGAGACAGAGCACUGGCAAGGCAUGAGCGAUCUCUAGAGGACACAGCAAUUAAUAGGCAAGGCCCAGCCCAGCUCAUGCUAACCUGGCUCACUGUCCAUAUUUUUCAGUGACCAUGGACCCAAACGUGUUGAGAAGUGAUGUCUUCGUUGAGUUUUUAAAACUGGCACAACUGAAUACAUUUGACAUCACCCCCAAGAAAGCUUAUCUGGACAUAUUUCUGCCCAAUGAAGAGAGUAUUAAAAUCGAAAUUAUAACAUCAGACACUGCUGAAAGAGUCCUAGAGGUGGCAUCACACAAAAUUGGACUGUGUCGGGAGCUCUUGGGCUACUUCGGCCUCUUUCUCAUUCGGUUUGGCAAGGAGGGCAAGCUCUCUGUUGUGAAAAAAUUGGCCGACUUUGAACUCCCUUAUGUUAGUCUUGGAAGUUCUGAAGUGGAAAACUGUAAGGUUGGACUCCGAAAGUGGUAUAUGGAUCCAUCCCUCGACUCCACACUGAUGGACUGCAGGGCGGCCCUAGAUUUGCUCUACAUGCAGGCAAUACAGGACAUUGAAAAAGAGUGGGCCAAACCCACACAGGCGCAGAGGCAGAAAUUAGAAGCUUUCCAGAAAGAAGACAAUCAAACAAAGUUUUUGGAGCUGGCCCGGGAGGUACAGCACUAUGGAUACCUGCAGCUGGAUCCUUGUACCUGUGACUACCCAGAACCAGGCUCUGGAGCUGUUCUUUCUGUCGGCAAUAACGAGAUCAGCUGCUGCAUCACCCUGCCUGACAGCCAGACCCAAGAUGUCAUUUUCCAGAUGAGCAGGGUGAAGUGCUGGCAGGUCACUUUCCUUGGAACUCUGCUGGAUAUGGAUGGGCCCCAGAGAACUUUCAACCAGAACUUAGAGCUCAGAUUUCAAUACAGUGAGGAUAGUUGCUGGCAGUGGUUUGUUAUUUACACCAAACAGGCUUUUUUGCUGAGUAGCUGCUUGAAAAAGAUGAUCUCAGAAAAGAUGGUAAAGCUAGCUGCUAAGAAUCCAGAAAUGCAGAUUGAAGUUCCGGAACAAAGCAAAAGUAAAAAAUACCACAUUCAACAAAGCCAGCAGAAAGACUAUUCUAGUUUUCUAUCAAGAAAAAGCAAGAUUAAGACAGCUAAAGAUGACUGCGUUUUUGGGAACAUAAAGGAAGAAGACCUCUGAAGAAAACUCUCAUAUUUUAAAAAUCCUUGGAGGCUAUCUUAAGACAGUGAAAGAACUUGGGGAUUCAGGUGGGCUACCUACCAUCAAUGGAGGAAAUUUGACCUCUUCCCAUUGUUUUGGCAUUAAGAUAGACUGUAUUCAUCAAGAUAUUAUACCACAGCACUCUAUGGAUAUCUCAAGAUUAGAAAAAAAGGAACCAUGUUAUAGAGUUAGUUUUUAUUUUAUUUUUGCACUUCGUCAUGACCGUAUAGAGUUUGUUUUUAAUGUCUCAUAAAUGACAAGUGGCAAAUUCAAAUCAACUCAUAUGAAGCUCAUUCUAUUUUUUCUCUAAAAUACAUGUUUAUGUGGCUUCAUGAAGUCUUUUAGGUGUUCUGGAUUUACAUAAAUGAAAGUCUCAUAAAAUAUCAUAAAUGUAUUUUGGGUCAAUUUCUAAAGAUGUGACUCUUCAAUGGAGGAAAAUAUGGCUCUAAGAAGUGGAAUCACUGAAAAAGAAACCUGGGUUUCUCUGAUCUAUCCACACAGAAUUAGAGCAAGGAGAUGAUGAAAUACUGAUUUGUUUCCUCACAGCAGUCUGAGCCUACCAAUAUGGAUGUACUCAAAGUAAAAGGCUGCCCCGUUCUCUGCUUGACCAUUGUUAUGAUUGUAUUCUGUCCUUAGAGUACUGAAAGCAGUUCGAUAAUCAACAUGCUAUUUGGAAUGUUUUAAUUUGGAAAGCAGUAAGGCCCUGCACCUGAUAUCAGAUACCUUGUAAGUCUCUUAGCUUUAAAACUAUGUAUACUUUCUCACAAGGUUUUUCCUUAUCUAGCUUCAUUUCUCUCAUGGUAAUUAAUGUAAUUAUGUAUAGAAUUAAGACCACAGUAAAGGAGAUGAUCAGAGGAAUCUGUAUAGUGUAAUUAGAAAAAGUGCAAUAUUCUAAUGUUCUAACUGGGGUGUACACCUAAUUAUAUAAUAAAUACAAAAUAUAGUGAAUAUAAAA
Messenger RNA from Cercocebus atys (sooty mangabey), 2299 nucleotides. It is a transcript of the gene SNX31, whose product is annotated as sorting nexin 31. Gene Ontology annotation, cellular component: early endosome. NCBI's taxonomy places the organism in Eukaryota, Metazoa, Chordata, Mammalia, Primates, Cercopithecidae. The transcript has 11 exons. Gene Ontology annotation, molecular function: phosphatidylinositol binding. Gene Ontology annotation, biological process: intracellular protein transport. The coding region runs from base 262 to 1323 and encodes 353 amino acids. The record is from RefSeq and is a predicted model, not a curated record.